This is a messenger RNA of Daphnia pulicaria, 1229 nucleotides long. Its product is annotated as restin homolog. Lineage: Eukaryota; Metazoa; Arthropoda; Branchiopoda; Diplostraca; Daphniidae. The transcript has 12 exons. The record is from RefSeq and is a predicted model, not a curated record. The coding region runs from base 94 to 1227 and encodes 377 amino acids.
CGUGAAUCACAUAUAAAUACGACUGCCAGUUUCGCAUUUUCUUCAUUCGGCAUCGCAGAGUUCGCCAUCGAGUAAAUUAUCUGCUGAAUCGUCAUGAAGUACACGAUCCUCUUACUGUUGGCAUUUGUGAUGGGAUGCACCGCCCAGAGAGCCAUGUAUUCCCCCGAUAGGUAUCCGGUUUUUCCCGUGCGUUUCACGCUGCCACGGUACCCGCACAGUGCUGGUCGAUUCCCCAACACACAGACUGUCGGCGAUCAAUUUCAAUGUGAAAAGGAGUUGCAAAAGAUGAGCCAGCAGUUGACUGACACGAAUGACGCGAUUGAAAAUUUGAAAAAGCAGCUGAAGGUCGAGAAUGAGCAACUCAAAAAAGAAUUGGCCGAUAUGAAAAAAAAUUCUGGGGGAAAUGUUCAAGUUUCAGAAUUUAAAAAGCAAUUGGAUGAAACGACAGUCACUGUUGACACUUCCACCAGUGAAAUUUUGAAAAAGGAGCUGAAUGCCGAGAAUGAGCAAAUCAGAAAGGAGUUGGAAGACUUGAAGAAAACUGUAAACGAAAACAUGGAAGAAACAAAAUUCAAAUUUGUCGCAAUGGAUGAACGAUUAUUCGCAACCGAAAUUAAUUUAACGGAAUCGAGUCAAAAACUUGCCUUCAUGGAGUUAGCGGUUGUGGGUCAGUCUCAAGUGCAGGAAUCGCUCUCGUUGAGCGUUGACCAAUUGAGUAAAGACUAUACUACUAAAUAUGAGGGUAUGUUGAACCAAAUGGCGGCAGAUACCAAUCAACUAUAUUUUGACUUACAGAGUAGAUUGAAAGAAACCGAUAUGACAUUAAAGGAAACCGUGAAUAAAUUUGAAGAACUGACAACCAAGUUUGAAGCUUUUUUUGCAGAGAUUCAAACUGGCAAAAAUUCAGGCAAAAUUGAUUUAGUAUCUGGAAAAUUGGGGGAAAGGAAUUCAGCCAUCGAAAAUUUGAGGACGGAUUUCGAGGAAACUAAGCAAAACUUGGCGGACACAAAUUCAGCACUUAAAAUAUUGCAAGAAGAUUUCAGAGUUAGAGGACUUCCCAAAUCCAUCGGUAAAAUGCCGACAUCCUGUGCUGAUCUCAAACAAAUCGGAUACUUAAAAAGCGGAGUGUACUCCGUCAUGGGCGGAAAAAAUGUCCUAAACGUCUACUGCGAUUUCACGGUCGACGACAAAAAAAUGGAGAAGCUGAUCGGACCACCGUCCAAUUGAGA